Molecule: messenger RNA, 1623 nt
Organism: Rangifer tarandus platyrhynchus (Svalbard reindeer)
Lineage: Eukaryota; Metazoa; Chordata; Mammalia; Artiodactyla; Cervidae
Source: the annotation of a GenBank genome assembly
AUGAGCGCGGAGGCCAUCUGCAGCGCCUUGCCCGCCAUCCCGUACCACAAGCUCGCCGACCUGCGCUACCUGAGCCGCGGCGCGUCCGGCACCGUGUCGUCCGCCCGCCACGCCGACUGGCGCGUUCAGGUGGCCGUGAAGCACCUACAGAUCCACAGCCCGCUGCUCGACAGUGAAAGAAAUGAUAUCUUUAGAGAAGCUGAAAUUUUACACAAAGCUCGAUUUAGUUACAUUCUUCCAAUUUUGGGAAUUUGCAAUGAGCCUGAAUUUUUGGGAAUGGUUACCGAGUACAUGCCAAAUGGAUCAUUAAAUGAGCUCCUACAUAGGAAAAUCGAGUAUCCUGAUGUUCCUUGGCCAUUGAGAUUUCGUAUUCUGCAUGAAAUUGCUCUAGGUGUAAAUUACCUGCACAAUAUGAAUCCUCCUCUACUUCAUCAUGACCUGAAGACUCAAAACAUCUUAUUGGAUAAUGAAUUUCAUGUUAAGAUUGCAGAUUUUGGUUUAUCAAAAUGGCGUAAAUUGUCCCUUUCACAAUCACGAAGUAGUAAGUCUGCACCAGAAGGAGGGACAAUUGUUUAUAUGCCACCUGAAAACUAUGAACCCGGACAGAAAGCAAGGGCUUCUGUCAAGCACGAUAUAUAUAGCUAUGCAAUUAUUACCUGGGAAGUCUUAUCCAGAAAGCAGCCUUUUGAAGACGUCACUAACCCUUUGCAGAUUAUGUAUGGUGUGUCACAAGGACAUCGACCUGACAUUAAUGAAGAAAGCUUGCCGUCUGAUAUACCUCAUCGAGCACUUAUGGUCUCUCUAAUGGAAAGUGGGUGGGCGCAGAAUCCAGAUGAAAGACCGUCUUUCUUAAAAUGUUUAAUAGAACUUGAACCAGUUUUGAGAACAUUUGAAGAGAUAACUUUUCUUGAAGCUGUUAUUCAGCUAAAGAAAACAAAGUUACAGAAUGCUUCAAGAACUGUUCACUUAAGUGACAAGAAGAAAAGGGAGUUAUCUCCAAACAUACCUGAAAAUUCUGGUCCACAGGAGGAAUCGUGUGGAUCCUCUCAGCUCCAUAAAACUAGUGGUUCUCCUGGGACCUCAAGGUCCCUGUCAGCUCCUCAAGAAAAUGACUUUUCAUCUGGAAAAACUCCAGAUUUUUCUGUGCUGCGUCAGUGCUCAGUGAAUCACAGUCAGGAUAGUAACAUUUGUGCGGACCAUCGGGUAGCAUUCUGUGAUCACAGAGCCGCCCCAUGCUCUUUAGCAACAGUGAGUCCUCUCUCAGCUGAGGGAAGCUCAGGGCGAUUUCAGCCUGGUAUAGCCCAACAGUGGAUCCAGAGUAAAAGGGAAGACAUUGUGAGCCAGAUGACCGAAGCCUGCCUUAACCAAUCUCUAGACGCCCUCCUGUCCAGAGAUUUGAUAAUGAAGGAGGACUAUGAACUCAUUAGUACCAAACCGACAAGGACCUCAAAAGUCAGACAGUUAUUAGAUACCACUGACAUUCAAGGAGAAGAAUUUGCCAGAGUUAUAGUACAGAAGUUGAAAGAUAAUAAGCAAAUGGGUCUUCAACCUUACCCAGAAAUACUUGUGCUUUCUCAAUCACCAUGUUUAAAUGCCUUUCACAAUAAAAGCCAUAAAAAGUAA